GCCUGAGACAUGCAUGCCAAACUGCAGGACAACAUGUACGUCCCCAACCCCCUUCAGCUCGUCACUUUGAUCGCUAGCGUGGCCGCGCACCCUGCGCCGCAAGAGGCGUCCACAUCAGUGAUCACCACUGACGCGCCUGCGCCUGCAUUGAGCUCGGCUAUCGCCCUCGCCACCAGUGACCGCUUCGCCACCCGCUCCAGUGCUCUGCCCUCACUGGGGUCCACUGCCCGCUUUAGCGAGUUGACCGAUAUUUCCACGCGCCCCAGCCCAACGAGAGUCCGCAACCUAGUCACCUCAUACCACACCUUGACGCGCACCCGCACCUUGUCCGGGAUCGUCUUCGUGACGACCGAGACACGGAAAACAGUGUUUCGGACGUUCUCGAAAGAGCCCACGAACAAAGCGGAGUAUAUCGCGGCGUCCCUCGAGCUGUUCCUCCCUAUCGGAAUCCCAGGAGUUGUGGUGCUUGUCUGGCUCUGCUGGAUGUUGUGCCGACAUGUGGGUACAGUCCCAGCGAAGCUUACUCCUGACGAUCUCGAACGUGCUCCGCGGAUGUGUGAGAGCCACUCUGGCGGCUGUCGGAGAUCGUCAGACGAAUGUGGAAUGUUUCGGGACAUCGGAGCCUCGGAUGCUUUUGGCGUGGCCGGGACUAGCACAGCACUGCAGCACCCCAGAUAGCGUACCCUGGCCGCUAACUGCGAACUACCACGAAUUAGGGCGAUUGAAGAAUGGGGUGAUGCAGAAGAAGUG
Cutaneotrichosporon oleaginosum is the source of this 750-nucleotide messenger RNA. RefSeq lists its product as uncharacterized. The record is from RefSeq and is a predicted model, not a curated record. Lineage: Eukaryota; Fungi; Basidiomycota; Tremellomycetes; Trichosporonales; Trichosporonaceae.